CUGAGCAGCGGCGGAGAAGCUGAGGGAGAACUUAUAUACGCCAACUAUGGCACAAAGGAUGACUACGAUCAAUUGGUCGCCUCCGGUGUUGAUCUGACAGGAAAGAUAGUCCUUGCGCGCUAUGGUGCCAACUUCCGUGGUCUCAAGGUUCAAGGCGCAGAGGAGCUAGGCGCUGCUGGCGUACUUAUCUAUUCUGACCCUCGCGACGAUGGAAGCGUCACGGUUGAAAACGGCUAUGAAUAUUAUCCCACUGGACCUGCGCGCAACCCGACGUCCAUUCAGCGUGGCUCCGUUAUGUAUCUUUCUACUUACCCUGGCGAUCCUACGACACCAGGCUACCCCGCAUACGAGAACGCAACCCGUAUUGAACCUACGAAUGUUCCACACACACCAAGUCUUCCACUCUCAUGGGCGAAUGCUCAGCGCCUCUUGGCUGAACUAGGGGGUGUAGACGAAGGACGGGUGCUCAAUGGGAAGAUCAGCGAAAAGAAAGUGAAGUUGGUCAAUAAUGUGGACACCAAGAUUACUCCUAUCUGGAACACCAUGGCAGCAAUUCCGGGACACAUCAAAGAUGAAGUUGUCAUACUUGGUUGCCAUCGAGAUGCCUGGGUAAUGGGAGCCGUCGAUCCGAUUUCUGGCACCGUCUCUAUGUAUGAGGUCAUCCGUGGUCUUGGGUCUUUACUCAGGCGUGGAUGGAAGCCUCUCCGCACAAUUGUUAUUGCAAGUUGGGAUGCUGAAGAGUACGGCUUGGUCGGAAGCACCGAAUGGGCGGAAGAUUUCGCAGACUGGAUUCAACAGCACGCUGUUUCCUACGUCAACGUUGACGUGUCUGUCGCUGGAUCUAGACUGGCAUUCUCUGCCUCUCCUUCUCUCGCUCAUCUCAUGAAACGUACAGCUCAAGACGUGCCUCACCCAACUGAUCCUGAAAGGACCCUCUGGGACGCUCAGUUCGACGUGGGACCUUUCCCCGGUGAACUUGAUGCCGACUUUGCGGAACAACACGCCAAACAUGAGAGUAAGCGUGCCGCAUUGACGACAGGUAUUGAUGCGUUGGGCUCCGGGAGCGACUACACGGUGUUCUUGCAAAGGCUAGGAGUCGCAAGCUCUGACCAAGGCUUUGGCUCUACACCAAUGGACGCAGUGUAUCAUUAUCAUUCGAUCUACGAUUCAGAACAAUGGUCGGAAUUGUACGGAGACCCGGGCUUCCUUCGCCGUGUUGCAGUUGCCAAGAGUCUUGGUCUUCUGACUCUCCGCCUCGCUGAUUCUAUCGUUCUUCCUCUCAACACCACCCAAUAUGCUUACGAACUUGACCUUUACCUCGACAGGGUCGAAGACGCUGCACUCUCUCAGGAUGCUCUCCCUAAGCUCAAGGAUCUUCGCAAAGCCAUCACAAAGCUCCAGUCGGCCAGCCUGAAGCUCGACAAAGAGAAGGCAGCGGCUGAGAAGAAUUUCAGGAAGAUUCUCAAACGAUUUGCACGUGGACGUCGGUUCCAUGCCGCGGUGAAGCGCGCCAUCAAAUGGUUGAAGAAACAUUUAGGACUUGGUAAAGAUGAUGCCAACCAUGAACACGGCUGCAAGGGAGAUGGAAUUAUGGGAGGGCUCUCAGACCCGUGGAGUUAUCUCUCUUUGGAUGAGGGUGAUUUGGAACGACUGACAUUGGGAGAGAAAGUCAAACAUGGGAAAUUCCCUAUUCACAAGCUUCCGUUACGCAAGUUCAUCAAGGCCGCGCAAAGGGUUCGAAGGGUGAACAAGAAGCUUUCCGCGUUCGAACAAGGGUUCAUUUCUGAAGGUGGGAUCAAAGACCGCGAGUGGUAUAAGCAUCUCGGCGUUGCUCCUGGAAAAUAUCUUGGAUAUGGCGCCACGACUCUUCCCGCUCUAACUGAAGCCGUUCUUUACGAACAGAAUGCGACUUUAGCCGAAUAUGAGGCGCAUCGUUUGACAAAACUCAUCGAAAACCUCGCUCACAAUCUGAAGGUUUGAGUAGGCUAAGCUACUCCAGCCGUGUAGUUAUAUUCUCCAGUCUGUAGCUCAGUCCGAAUCAAAUAUAUUGUCCCUCAUGUAAAAUGACUAUAUGCUGCGGUCUAGAGUGACUCUGCUCUCCUGCUAGUGUACAAUACACCAUACUCUCGUGCGUUCAUACGUGAUGUCACGGUAUCAUAAUGGAUACCUCCAGGUGAAGCUUCAGACGUAAGGUCUCGACGAGAAGUAUCAUCCAGCGGGCUGAUAGAAGGAUCUAUAGUACCUAUAGUACCCAUUAUUGACUCGUUAAGUGUUGGGGGUUCUGCUUGGGUCUGAUCCCAACUCCAAUCCCUAAGCGACACGCGACCAAUAUCAUGCGAUUUCAAUCUCAUACGUAGUCUGUCCCUGGCAUUAAGAGCGCGAAGAAGAGCUAGAAUGUACAAUUUUCCCGUUAGAAGAAGGAAGAAGAAGACGAGUCGGUUGUUUGCUG
Serpula lacrymans var. lacrymans S7.9 is the source of this 2449-nucleotide messenger RNA. RefSeq lists its product as uncharacterized. Gene Ontology annotation, molecular function: carboxypeptidase activity. Lineage: Eukaryota; Fungi; Basidiomycota; Agaricomycetes; Boletales; Serpulaceae. The record is from RefSeq and is a predicted model, not a curated record. The coding region runs from base 295 to 1980 and encodes 561 amino acids. The transcript is spliced from 11 exons.